AUUUAUUUUUGUUUUCAUUUAUAUGAAUGUGUCUAAAUCUUUUUGAUUUGAGACUAUGACAAUAUUAGAGCAAUUUGAAAACUCUGAAAUGACUGACUGCAUCUUUUUCUAUAAAACUCCAAAUAGUGUGGAGAUGGUGAAGUAUAGUAAGAUGUAAAUUUGUAAGUGAUUUUGGACCAAUCCAAGUCUCAUCAGAUGCCAAUGCCUCUACUCUAUAAUUUGAAGAAAACUUAAAAUUGGGAAACCAAAAUGCUAAAAUUUUAUAAUAAAGGCUUAAAACUUUAUUAUUAUUAUUUUCUUUAGAUCAAAUUUAUAUUUAAAUAAAAAAAUAGAAGUAGAAUUGCAAAUAUGCACGGAGGAAUUAUGCUUCGUAUAUACAACAACCUGCGGGUGCGGCGUGUGUGCACGAUCAAUUUUGGACACACAAGUACAAGUACGAGGAGAAGUGAAAGUGUAACCAACAACAACAAGCCAAGAGUGAAAGACCCUGACAUCCUUAAAUGGAACAAAGCCAUUUCUACUCAUAUGCGCAAUGGCCACUGCGACUCUGCUCUCCAUGUCUUCAACACCAUGCCUCGCCGAAGCUCCGUUUCCUACAAUGCCAUGAUAUCUGGUUACUUGAGAAACUCCAAGUUCAAUCUUGCAAGGAACCUGUUUGAUCAAAUGCCUGAAAGAGACUUGUUUUCUUGGAAUGUAAUGCUUACUGGCUAUGUCAGGAACUGCAGGUUAGGCGACGCUCGUAGAUUGUUUGAUUUAAUGCCUGAGAAAGAUGUUGUUUCUUGGAAUUCUUUGUUGUCAGGGUAUGCCCAGAAUGGCUAUGUUGAUGAGGCAAGGGAGGUUUUUGAUAAUAUGCCUGAAAAGAAUUCCAUCUCUUGGAAUGGCCUUCUUGCCGCCUAUGUUCACAAUGGGAGAAUUGAAGAGGCUUGUCUCUUGUUUGAGUCUAAAUCGGAUUGGGACUUGAUUUCAUGGAACUGUUUGAUGGGUGGGUUUGUAAGGAAAAAGAAGUUAGGUGAUGCUAGGUGGCUUUUUGAUAAAAUGCCUGUUAGGGAUGCAAUCUCGUGGAACACUAUGAUUUCAGGUUAUGCUCAGGGUGGAGGUUUGUCACAGGCGAGGAGAUUGUUUGACGAGUCUCCAACACGGGACGUGUUCACAUGGACAGCUAUGGUGUCUGGAUAUGUGCAGAAUGGAAUGCUGGAUGAAGCUAAAACUUUUUUUGACGAAAUGCCUGAGAAAAAUGAAGUUUCAUACAAUGCAAUGAUUGCGGGUUAUGUGCAAACUAAGAAAAUGGACAUCGCAAGGGAGUUGUUUGAGUCUAUGCCCUGUCGGAAUAUAAGUUCAUGGAAUACCAUGAUUACAGGCUAUGGUCAGAUUGGAGACAUUGCUCAGGCUAGAAAAUUCUUUGAUAUGAUGCCACAGCGUGACUGUGUAUCUUGGGCGGCUAUUAUUGCUGGUUAUGCUCAGAGCGGUCACUAUGAAGAAGCUCUGAACAUGUUUGUAGAGAUAAAACAAGACGGAGAAAGUUUAAAUAGGGCUACUUUUGGUUGUGCUUUGAGCACAUGUGCUGAUAUUGCUGCUUUGGAGUUGGGGAAACAAAUUCAUGGGCAGGCGGUGAAGAUGGGAUAUGGGACUGGGUGUUUCGUGGGGAAUGCGCUUCUUGCAAUGUAUUUUAAAUGUGGCAGCAUAGACGAAGCUAAUGACACGUUUGAAGGAAUAGAGGAGAAAGAUGUCGUCUCUUGGAACACUAUGUUAGCUGGCUAUGCCAGGCAUGGAUUUGGCAGACAGGCUUUAACGGUAUUUGAGUCUAUGAAGACAGCAGGUGUUAAGCCUGAUGAGAUUACCAUGGUUGGCGUUCUUUCUGCUUGUAGUCAUACUGGCUUGCUAGACAGGGGAACUGAAUACUUCUAUUCAAUGACUAAAGAUUAUGGUGUAAUACCAACUUCAAAACAUUAUACUUGCAUGAUUGAUCUUCUUGGCAGAGCUGGCCGAUUGGAAGAAGCACAGGACUUAAUAAGAAACAUGCCUUUUCAGCCUGGUGCUGCUUCAUGGGGAGCUCUACUUGGUGCAAGCCGGAUUCAUGGCAAUACUGAACUGGGCGAGAAGGCUGCUGAGAUGGUUUUUAAGAUGGAACCUCAGAACUCGGGAAUGUACGUCCUUCUUUCAAAUCUAUAUGCAGCCUCGGGCAGAUGGGUUGAUGCUGAUAAGAUGAGAUCAAAGAUGAGGGAUAUUGGUGUACAGAAAGUACCUGGCUAUAGUUGGGUUGAGGUACAAAACAAGAUUCAUACGUUCUCAGUUGGGGAUUGUUCCCAUCCAGAGAAAGAGAGAAUAUAUGCCUACUUAGAAGAACUAGAUCUCAAAAUGAGGGAGGAGGGAUAUGUUUCUUUAACAAAAUUAGUUCUGCAUGACGUGGAAGAGGAAGAGAAGGAACAUAUGCUCAAGUAUCACAGUGAAAAAUUAGCUGUAGCUUUCGGAAUUCUGACCAUACCAGGUGGCAGACCAAUCCGUGUCAUGAAAAACUUGCGCGUGUGUGAAGACUGUCAUAGUGCCAUCAAGCACAUAUCCAAGAUUGUUGGAAGGUUGAUAAUAUUAAGGGAUUCUCACCGUUUUCACCACUUCAACGAGGGCUUUUGUUCUUGUGGGGAUUAUUGGUAAAACGGGGAGAUCAAGGAUAUGGUAAAAAUUAAAACUUUAUGGCCCUAUUGUAUUGCCAUCAAAGAAGUGCUGACAGCAGUGAGAAGCCCAGUUAUAUCCCGACCGUUUGGUAAUGAAAUUAUUGUUUAUGCGAAUGAGCUGAAUGGAAUAUCUGAGCUACCAACUCAGACUACAUCAUACUGACCAAGAGGAGGUAUCAUUUGAUGAAUGUUUGAAUUCGAUAUAUCUUUGAAUAAUUAUAUCAGAGAACGCAAAUCACUGUAAUUUAAAAGAUAGCUAGAAAUGCAUAGAGAGAUGCUCUUCGUAAAUUAUUGGCAACUUAUGAAAGCACUUGGUACAGAAGAUAGGAAAUAGGAAACUGGGUGCAACAGCAACUUCUGACAAACUUAGGAUGCUGCUCACUAAUUGCACACAUCCCUUAAAUAUUAUGAAAUGUUUCAUUUUUUUACUUUUUAUGUAUUAGGGUUCAUUGUGAUAAUCCUGUUUUGUAUAUUACCCAAACAAAAAAUACUCAGUCUGAAACAAUACUCACCGAUUGCACCCCUUACAAUAUUAUGAAAUGCUUAAUUUUUUUUACCUUUUACCUUGUCAUAAGAUGCCCUAUUCUAAGUAGCUCAA
Medicago truncatula (barrel medic) is the source of this 3267-nucleotide messenger RNA. RefSeq names its product pentatricopeptide repeat-containing protein At4g02750. Gene Ontology annotation, molecular function: RNA binding; zinc ion binding; protein binding. The record is from RefSeq and is a predicted model, not a curated record. Gene Ontology annotation, biological process: RNA modification. The transcript is spliced from 2 exons. Bases 349 to 2649 code for a protein of 766 amino acids. NCBI's taxonomy places the organism in Eukaryota, Viridiplantae, Streptophyta, Magnoliopsida, Fabales, Fabaceae.